AUGCCUGCUUUGAGGACCGAGAGAGAGAUUAGAGGCUUUCUUGGCAGAUUACAGUAUAUCAAUCGUUUCAUUGCCAGAUUGAUAGACAUAUGCAAGCCUAUCUUCCGUCUUCUGAAGAAGAGCCAACCUACAGUUUGGGAUGAUGAUCGCCAGCGCGCUUUCAAGAAGAUUAAGGAGUGUCUCCUUUCUUCUCCAGUUUUAGUACCGCCUACGCCAGGAUGCCCUCUAUUUCUGUACUUGUCAGUAUCGGACAUUGCCAUAGGAUGCAUGUUGGCUCAACUCGAUGAUUUAGGAAAAGAGAGAGCCAUUUAUUAUCUGAAUCCAUUAAGAUAUCUGUUCGACAAGCCUGUUUUGACUGGUAGGCUCAUCAUGUGGUUAGUGCUACUGACAGAGUUUGAUAUUCAACCAGUUGACGAUGAUUUCCCUGAUGAGCAGUUUGUCUCAGUGACUAGUAUUGCAGGAUGGUUUGAGGAGUUGAGAUAUAUACAUUUGCCUAGGGCAGAAAAUCAAUUUGCUGAUGCGGUAGCCACCUUGGCUUCUAUGAUUGAGAUCCAUAUGAGAGUGACUGUGCAACCAUUGCUGAUUGAGACCAAGUUCGCACUAGCUUAUUGUUGUCUGAUUAGAGAUAUCGAGGAUCAGGAUGGACUACCAUGGUACCAUGAUAUUUAUCAGUUUCUGUCAUGUGGCUCUUACCCUGAGUCAGCCACUGUCAAGGAUAGGAGAGCUUUGAGGCAGUUAGCCACUAGAUUUGUGAUUUGUGGAAAGUCAUUGUACAGACAAUCGCCCAAUGGCCUAUUGUUGUUAUGUCUAGACCGUGCCUCUGCAGAUCGAGUGAUGAGAGAGGUUCAUGCAGGAGUUUGUGGCCCACACAUGGGAGGACACAUGUUGGCCCAAAAGAUUAUGAGGACAGGUUAUUUCUGGUUGACCAUGGAGGCAGAUUAUUGUCAGUUUGUUCAAAGGUGCCCAGAGUGCCAGAUGCACAGUGAUCUCAUUCAAAUGCCACCUUCGGAGUUGCAUUCACUCACAUCCUCUUGGCCAUUUUCAGUGUGGGGUAUUGAUAUUAUUGGAAAGAUCUUGCCCAAGUCUUCCAGCAGGCACGAGUACAUCUUAGGAGCCAUUGAUUACUUCACCAAGUGGGUAGAAGUCGCUUCUUACGCCAGAUUGACAGUGGCUAAGGUGGCCAACUUCAUCAGAUCACAUAUCAUCUGCCGAUAUGGAGUCCUUCAUGAGCUGAUCUCAGACAGAGGGGUGCAUUUAAGAGGUGAGGUGGAUACAUUGGUUCAAGAGGAUGACAUUUAG
Molecule: messenger RNA, 1299 nt
Organism: Vitis riparia (riverbank grape)
Lineage: Eukaryota; Viridiplantae; Streptophyta; Magnoliopsida; Vitales; Vitaceae
Exons: 4
Coding region: 1-1299 (432 amino acids)
Biological process (GO): DNA integration
Molecular function (GO): nucleic acid binding
Source: RefSeq, a predicted model, not a curated record